Messenger RNA from Durio zibethinus, 1134 nucleotides. Its product is annotated as LIM domain-containing protein WLIM1-like. The record is from RefSeq and is a predicted model, not a curated record. Lineage: Eukaryota; Viridiplantae; Streptophyta; Magnoliopsida; Malvales; Malvaceae.
AAUGAAAAUUACAGAUUGAUAUGUAAAGCAAAUGUCAGAAUACAGGUAGGGAAAUUGCUUUAAGAAGGGUCAAAGUCAUAGCAAAAGUAGCCAGGUCAUUCCUAUCAAUCAUCUGUAAAUCUGCUUUAAUGUGUUGCCCGCAAUUCACUGCAGUCCACAUUUCUUUUCGCCCCUUUGGUUUUUGUUACCACUUUUUCUAUUAAUAAAAGGAGUGGAAGGUAGAAGGAGAGAAUCAAAUUGAAGAACAAGAUCAGACUGCAAGGCAGAAACGAGUCUUUGCUUCUUCACAAAGGUUAGUGAUCAGUUGAAACCUAUAGCCUUAGGGAGCAAAAAUGGCAACCUUUGCCGGGACUCAACAAAAAUGCAUGGCAUGCGAUAAGACUGUCUACUUGGUUGAUAAGCUGACGGCUGAUAACCGGAUUUACCACAAGGCUUGCUUCCGAUGCCACCAUUGCAAGGGUACUCUCAAGCUUAGCAACUACAACUCUUUUGAAGGAGUGCUAUACUGCAGGCCUCACUAUGAUCAACUCUUCAAGAGAACUGGCAGUCUGGACAAGAGUUUUGAAGGAACACCAAAGAUUGUCAAACCUGAAAAGCACAUAGAAAAUGAGAAUGCACAGAAAGUGGUGAACUUGUUCGGUGGAACCAGAGAAAAAUGUGUGGGCUGUAAUAAGACCGUGUAUCCAAUUGAGAAGGUUACGGUUAAUGGAACAUCAUAUCACAAGAGCUGCUUUAAGUGUACCCAUGGAGGUUGCACCAUUAGUCCAUCAAACUACAUUGCACAUGAAGGAAAACUCUAUUGCAAACAUCACCAUAUCCAACUCUUCAAGGAGAAAGGAAACUACAGCCAGCUUGAGAGUGACCGCGACAAAAACUCCAUCACUGACAAACUUACGUCUAUGGAAAUUGCUGCUGAGUCAUAGCUUACUGCCUGAAUGAAACUCUUUUAUUAUUAUUUUCCUCGCCAUAUUCCAUAACCUCCCUUGCAAGAUAAGCUUGUAUGAUGUGCCAUUGGGUUAUUUUUCUAAGUGGAGUGAUGAGCUAUUGAACAUAAGAGUCUGGUCAUGGUUUGUUUCAGCAUUUGCUUGGAAGUAUACAAAUACGAUUUCUGUGGCUUGAAACAUCGAAUUUUAU